Enhydra lutris kenyoni (northern sea otter) is the source of this 954-nucleotide messenger RNA. RefSeq names its product gap junction protein beta 3. The transcript is spliced from 2 exons. Gene Ontology annotation, cellular component: connexin complex. Lineage: Eukaryota; Metazoa; Chordata; Mammalia; Carnivora; Mustelidae. Gene Ontology annotation, biological process: cell communication. The coding region runs from base 88 to 900 and encodes 270 amino acids. The record is from RefSeq and is a predicted model, not a curated record.
GUCCGGCUCCCGCCUACCAGCCGCCGCGCGGAGCUCCGGGACGCGGGCUCCCGGUUGGCACGGCCCCCGGCACCCCCGCCAGGCACCAUGGACUGGAAGACGCUCCAGGCCCUCCUGAGCGGCGUGAACAAGUACUCCACGGCGUUCGGGCGCAUCUGGCUGUCGGUGGUGUUUGUCUUCCGCGUGCUGGUGUACGUGGUGGCCGCAGAGCGCGUGUGGGGGGACGAGCAGAAGGACUUUGACUGCAACACCAAGCAGCCGGGCUGCACCAAUGUCUGCUACGACAACUUCUUCCCCAUUUCCAACAUCCGCCUCUGGGCCCUGCAGCUCAUCUUCGUCACGUGCCCCUCGCUGCUGGUCAUCCUGCACGUGGCCUACCGUGAGGAGCGCGAGCGCCGCCACCGCCAGAAGCACGGCGACCAGUGCGCCAGGCUGUACGCCAACGCCGGCAAGAAGCACGGCGGCCUGUGGUGGACCUACCUGUUCAGCCUCAUCUUCAAGCUAGCCAUCGAGUUCCUGUUCCUGUACGUGCUGCACACUCUGUGGCACGGCUUCGGCAUGCCGCGGCUGGUGCAGUGCGCCAACGUCGCACCCUGCCCCAACGUCGUGGACUGCUACAUCGCCCGGCCCACCGAGAAGAAGGUCUUCACCUACUUCAUGGUCGGGGCCUCGGCAGUCUGCAUUGUGCUCACCAUCUGCGAGAUCUGCUACCUCAUCUUCCACAGGGUCCUGCGGGGCAUGGCCAAGAACAAGUCCCCCAAAAGCCGCAGCCUCCCAUCCUCCACCAGCCGAGCCUCCACCUGCCGCUGCCACCACAAGCUGGUGGAGGCCGGGGAGCUGGGCUCCGACUCUGGUGAUGACAAGGGGCACGCGUCAGCGCCCACCAUGACCCCCAUCUGACCACAGGCUGGGGAGCAGCCCUGGGGCUACCAGGGGGUCAGGUGGGGCAGUACU